Molecule: messenger RNA, 2096 nt
Organism: Fusarium redolens
Lineage: Eukaryota; Fungi; Ascomycota; Sordariomycetes; Hypocreales; Nectriaceae
Product: heterokaryon incompatibility protein-domain-containing protein
Exons: 1
Coding region: 230-1996 (588 amino acids)
Source: RefSeq, a predicted model, not a curated record
GCUUUUUACGAGCGCCUCGCCCAAUGAAAGAGCAAUGCGUACACAAGGCAUACAGGCAGCCAGAACUGUAGCGAAAUCUUUGUUUAUAUCCCCAUUUAGAACGGUAAUGCCCGAAAGAUAGGAUAAAUACAAUAUCCCUCUUACAUCCUGUUUUCAUGCCAACAAUCCUAUUAAUUACCAGAACUGCAAAGACAGAACAUCACACCCAUCUUUCGAGAUCCUGCCAACUAUGUAUAGCUACGAGCCCCUCCAAAAUGAUGAUGAUAUUCGCCUCAUCGAACUUGCUCCAGCUAGGCUCGCUUCGCCUGGUGGCAAGUUGGAUAUCUCGAUAUUGACCUUUGCGCACCGAGAUGCUCCCGAUUACGAAGCUUUGUCCUAUGUUUGGGGUGAUCCAAGCAAUCCUGUGACCAUAAGUGCCAACGGGCAAGACAUGCAGAUUGGUCGAAAUUUGUAUGAUGCCCUGAUGCAUAUCCAACAUGAUCAACAGCCUCGGACACUAUGGGUGGACGCUAUUUGCAUCAACCAGAGGGACAAUGCCGAGAAGUCCAAACAGGUCUUGAGAAUGAGGGAUAUCUAUACCAGCGCUGUGAAGACUCUCAUGUGGCUUGGAAAACAGAACGCCCUUCCAAGCUCGGUACUCGACAAUAUCCAGGACGCAAUUCAGACCAAGCUAUGGAUCCCCAUAAUGGAUUGGACUCCACCUCGCCCUUUAGGUCCCUGGAUCCCAAUACCGGGCCCGCCUCGAAUUAUGUUUGAUGAUACUAUCCUUGAUUCCUUAGGAACUCUUUGGGAUCAAGAAUAUUUUUCCCGGAGCUGGAUUACACAAGAAAUUGCCGUUUCAUCACAGCUAAUUCUCAUAUGCGGGUCGCUUCAGUUCGAUUUCAAUGAAAUUAUCGACAUUCUCAAAAUUGUUUGUCGUUACUCAACGAUCGAAUUAAGAAACCAAAAAAUGGUCACGGAUAUUAUCGAGAUAAGACAAGGGAUACAAGAGCCUAUGGAUGGUACACAAGGAAGCUCUGAACCAAGCGAAGGAAGCAAAAGUGACAGUUAUGUCGACGACGAAGAAUAUCUAAGUAUUCUUCAUCUGCUUGAGCUUCUAAGCCGUCGAAGGUACCAAAGUGCAACGGAUCCACGCGACAAGGUUUACGCAUUUCUGGGGGUGAGCCGAGACUCAGGAAUAUUGAACAUUGAACCUAAUUAUUCAAUAUCUGUCAAUGAACUCUACACAACUGUCGCCAUCAAAUUCUUCGAAGAGCACGGUCUGGGAGUCCUAGCCGAGUCUCAGCCAAGCUAUUCAACACUCGGACUACCUUCUUGGGUCCCAGAUUGGAGUCAGCCUUUGCGGGGAGGUAUUGAAAGGAGAGACUAUUUCGAAUGCGGAACGGCUCUGGAAGAAGAUGUGCGCAUGAACAUACCAAAUGGUAGCAUUACCAUUUCUGGAACACUUUUCGACGUUAUAAAAAGCACAGAUGGUACUCCUUUUGACAGUUGGGGUCCCGAGCCAUGGCAGGUAGUCAAUAUGCAGGCCCUGUUCAAGGAGAAGAUGACAAAUUUGGGUUAUGAGGGUUGUUAUCCUCACACCGGGGAACGGUAUGACACUGUCCUUUUACAAGUAUUGACUGCGGGACGGGGGCGUCGAGUAACCCUGGAUUCCCUGUUUCCGAUGCAAUGGUCUACAAUUAGGCCCGGCUUUGACAUAAACCCAUUGCAUCCAGAGAAAAAGAAAUGGGACUCACUAUAUAAAAAUAUCGCAUGGAAAAAGGACCAAUGGGAUAUUUUUGAAACACAAAACGGUUAUAUUGGACUUGGACCGAAAUCAGUGGUACCAGGUGACAUUGUUUGCAUCUUUGGAGGCGCAACAGUUCCGUACAUCCUACGCCCUGUAGGUGGAUCAAACUACCAACUGAUUGGAGAUUCGUAUGUGUAUGGUAUUAUGAUGGGAGAAGCUAUCAAAGACAAGCCGUUGUCUGAUGUUGAGAAUUUUUGUAUUAUAUAGCAUCUGGCAAGUAACAGAGCCCGGUUCGUAUCAAUGUCUGCAUGACACUGUCUGCCUCCCCGACGGAACGCCUGUCCGGGAUGACACUGCCCUUGGGCAA